AUGGACCUGACGGCCGCCUCGUCCUCUGCCGCCUCGACGCCUGCUUCUCAGGCAAAGAAGAAGUCCCGUCGAGGAGCCGACUCGACCAACCAGAAGCGAAGAUGCAUCAGUACCGCCUGCGUUGCUUGUCGGCGACGCAAGUCGAAAUGCGAUGGCGCGCUGCCCAGUUGCGCCGCUUGCGCCAGUGUCUACGGCACUGAGUGCAUCUACAACCCAAACUCAGACCACCGCCGCAAGGGAGUGUAUCGAGAAAAGGUCGACAGCAUGAAGGCCCAGAGCUCGACGCUACAAAUCAUUGUCGAGGCCAUUUUGAAUGCCACCGACGAGGAAGUGCCCGAAGUCGUAAACAAGAUCCGGACCUGCGACAAUCUCGACACAGUGGCUCAGGAGCUCCUCAACAUGGGCUCGGGGAUCAAGGGAGAAGAUUUUGACGACCAGAUAGAUGAUGAGUCCAUGGCUUUCCAGCCCGUGACAGGGGAGCAAGAGCUCGCUGGCAAGAUGGGAGAGCUGCGACUCGAAAAUGGCUCAGUGCGCUUCAUUGGUGGCACCUCUCAUCUCAUCUAUCUGGGAGAUCCUCACCACGAUGGCAUCGAGUAUGAUUCACCUUCUGAGCCCGGAAUAUGCGAGAACCCCAUCACUUCAUGGACUCGGGUAACCACUGAUCCACGCCUCAUCAUGCACCUCAUGAACAUGUACUUUAAUUACCACUAUCCCUACUUUACCACUCUCUCGCGCAAGCUGUUUUGGCGCGACUUCAUGAGGGGCAAGGCGGGCUUGUCGCAAGGCACCGCAUACUGUUCUUCGCUGUUGGUAAACGCAAUGUUGGCGCUGGGUUGCCACUUCACCGAUAUCCCGGGUGCUUUUGGCAUCCCCGGCGACAGCAGGACGAAAGGAGACCAUUUCUUCGCCGAGGCCAAGCGACUGAUUAUCGAGAAUGACGAAUAUGAGAAGCCUCGACUUGUGACGGUGCAAGCCCUAGCACUCAUGUCUGUGAGAGAGGCGGGUUGUGCAAGAGAGGCCAAGGGCUGGGUCUACAGCGGCAUGAGCUUCCGAAUGGCUCUCGACAUCGGCCUCAACCUCGAAGUAGAGGGCUUAGACAAGGAGCACAUGUCGGAAGAAGAAGUAGACGCCCGACGCAUCACGUUUUGGGGGUGCUUCUUAUUUGACAAGACCUGGUCCAACUACCUGGGCCGCUUGCCACAGCUCCCGAGGAAUUCCUUCACCGUUUCUAAAAUCGACGUCUUCCCUGACGAAGAUGCGGCGCUGUGGUCGCCUUUCACUGAUAAGGGCUUCGACGAGUCUCUUGCCCAACCAUCAAGGACACGAGCAGUUGCUCUCCACUUGUCCAAACUCUGUGAAAUCAGCAGUGAUAUACUUGUCUUCUUCUACCACCCAAGCCACAUAAAGAGGGCCAGCAGCAAAUCUCUUGAGCUCAAGAAACUCGGCGAGCUUCACCAACGGCUUGAGGAAUGGCGGAAGAAUCUGCCCAAGGAAUUCGAACCAAAAGAGGGCUUGUUGCCAAACGUGAUAUUGAUGCUCUCAUUCUUCCACCUCCAAUAUAUUCACCUCUUUAGACCUUUCUUGAAAUAUUCUCCAGCCGCAUCGCCUCUGCCAUCUCAUAUAUCACCAAGACGGAUUUGCACCGCAAAUGCAGGUGCCAUUUCAAAGCUGAUGAGGCUAUAUAAGAAAUCCUGGAACCUGCGGCAAAUCUGCAACAUUGCAGUCUACAUGAUACACAGCGCAUGCACGAUUCACCUGCUCAAUCUACCAGAAAAGACGGCAAAGCGAGAUCUGACCCAUGGCCUAAAGCAUCUGGAAGAGAUUGCGGAGGAUUGGCUCUGUGCAAGACGGACGCUAAGUAUCCUCAGCGUUUUGGCUAGAAAGUGGAAGUGCGAAAUGCCAGAAGAUGCCGAAAUUAUCCUCAGACGGACAGACGAGAGAUUUGAAUACUACAGCACAUCUGAAGUCCCCUCGCCUGGAUCGAGCAAC
Trichoderma virens Gv29-8 is the source of this 1989-nucleotide messenger RNA. RefSeq lists its product as uncharacterized. Gene Ontology annotation, molecular function: DNA-binding transcription factor activity, RNA polymerase II-specific; DNA binding; zinc ion binding. The transcript has 2 exons. NCBI's taxonomy places the organism in Eukaryota, Fungi, Ascomycota, Sordariomycetes, Hypocreales, Hypocreaceae. The annotation marks the transcript as partial. Gene Ontology annotation, biological process: DNA-templated transcription; regulation of DNA-templated transcription. The record is from RefSeq and is a predicted model, not a curated record.